Messenger RNA from Neolamprologus brichardi, 9570 nucleotides. Its product is annotated as nuclear receptor coactivator 2-like. Gene Ontology annotation, biological process: positive regulation of transcription by RNA polymerase II; cellular response to hormone stimulus. Gene Ontology annotation, molecular function: protein dimerization activity; nuclear receptor binding. The record is from RefSeq and is a predicted model, not a curated record. Lineage: Eukaryota; Metazoa; Chordata; Actinopteri; Cichliformes; Cichlidae. Gene Ontology annotation, cellular component: nucleus.
UACUGGUAAAGAUAAACAGCCGAGCCGAGGAGCCUCUGAGCCAGAUGAACAUGGCGGCUCCGGUCCAGGACGCCGCUGCCGCUCCGUCCCGCUGACCUACAUCUCCCCGACGACAUCCCGCACGUCAGGCACCCACGGUCUCCCAAACUCUCAGAGAUAACUGAAUGAUGUUGCCAUAUCUUUAUGGAUGUUUACCCAUGAUGCUUUGCAAAUCAGGUGCUGAUAUCUGCUGAAGAUGAGUACUGGGAGGGGGGACACCCCAGAGCCCCCCAGAGGGGGAGACUCUCUGAAGAGGAAGGACUGUCAGUCAGACCUCCUGGGGCCCAGCCCUAAGAGGAGCACUGAGAGGAGAAACCGGGAGCAGGAGAACAAGUACAUCGAGGAACUGGCAGAGCUGAUCUUUGCCAACAUCAACGACAUGGACGACCUUAACGUCAAGCCGGACAAAUGUGCCAUCCUCAAGGAGACGGUGAAGCAGAUCAGGCAGAUCAAGGAGCAGGAAAAGGCUCCGGUGGCCGAUGCAGAGGAGGUGCAGCAAGCAGACGUGUCGUCCACAGGCCAAGGUGUUAUUGAUAAAGACACUCUUGGGCCCAUGAUGCUGGAGGCCCUGGACGGCUUCUUCUUUGUUGUCAACAUGGAAGGCAACAUAGUGUUUGUGUCGGAGAACGUCAGCCAGUAUUUGCGCUACCAGCAGGAGGAGCUGAUGAACACCAGCGUCUACAGCGUGCUGCAUGUUGGAGAUCACACCGAGUUCAUCAAGAACCUCCUGCCCAAGAGCCUGGUCAAUCAUCGCGAUUCGUCCAACAGGAACAGCCACACCUUUAACUGUCGCAUGUUGAUCAACCCUCAUGCUGACGGUGAAGCCCGGCUGACCUCGGAUCAGCAGGAGGCGGCGCAGCAGAAGUAUGAGACCAUGCAGUGUUUUGCUGUCUCUGAACCCAAGUCAAUCAGAGAAGAGGGGGAAGAUUUCCAGUCAUGUCUCAUCUGUGUGGCAAGAAGAGCCCCUGUCAAAGAGAGACCUGUGAUGCCCACGUAUGAGAGCUUCACCACACGCCAGGAUCUUCAAGGUAAGAUCACGUCACUGGAUACUAGUCAGCUGCGGGCAUCCAUGAAGCCAGGCUGGGAGGACCUGGUUCGACGGUGCAUUCAGAGGUUCCACCUGCAGAAUGAAGGGGAAAUGUCCUUCGCUAAAAAGCACCAUCAAGAGGUGUUGAGAAACAGCCAUGCGCUCAGCCCUCUUUACCGAUUCUCCCUGGCUGACGGCACCAUCGUCUCAGCGCACACUAAGAGCAAACUGGUCCGAUCUCCAGCAACAAAUGAACCACAGCUAUACAUGUCCCUCCAUGCCCUGCAGAGGGAAAACGGCAGCAUGACUGCAGACACAUCUGCCAGUCAGGCUAUGGCCAAACCAAUGACCCCGACCAGCAUGAGUGUGUCUUCUCCUUCUCCUGACGCCAGUGUCACCAGCAACACACACUACGCUGCCACAGCCUCCAGCAACCUUGGACGUGGUUAUGGAGCUAUGUCAGGGCGAGCGCCUACGCCUCAGGGAAAUAGCCAUGCACAAAAGCUGGGUAGCCCUUUAGCCUUGGGAAGCCCCAGUAUCACCUCAGGGGCCCAAGGUGCCAUGUUGUCUCCUCGUCAUCGCCAGAGCCCCAGCAUGCCAGCUAGCAGCAGCAGCUGUAGUAGUCCGCAUCUCCCCCAGCACCCCCCUGGCUCUUUCUCUCCUGCAGCCAGCCUCCGAUCGCCAGCCCCUGUGUGCAGCAGCACAGGAACCAACCAAGGGUUUAACUCUCUUAGCGCACUGCAGGCUCUCAGCCAGGGCCACAGGAUUUCCCAGGGACUCAGUGAAGGACAGCACCCAGAGUCCCCUGACAGAAAACCAGUCGGCCUUCAGAGCCCUCUUCACAGCUCCAACCCCGGUAGCCAAAAAGCCAAGAACAAUAUAAGCUUAGAGGUUGACCUAUUUGGAACUUUUCAGGAGCAAGACCUUUUGACAUCCCAGAACCAGGAAGGUGAUCAGGGGGAGGGAAGAGAUGGUGACCGGGAGAGUCUGGGUGACCUUAGUGAUGCGCCAAACCAACUUCUGAACACCAAAGGCCAUACCAAGCUGCUCCAGCUGCUCACCACCAAGUUGGAGCCCUCUGAUCCCUGCUCACCAACGGGUGCUUUCGGAGAUGACCAGCUCUGUAAGGACCAGCUUGGUGGUGUAGGUGGGGUGGGACAUAACAAUCACUCCACCUCUUUAAAGGAGAAACAUAAAAUUCUUCACAGGUUGCUGCAAAACAGCACCUCGCCCGUGGAGUUGGCCAAACUAACAGCUGAGGCAACCGGAAAAGAUCCCAUUGGUCCAGAGUCGGCCUCUGGAGACAGCAUGACCGCUCUGGGUGAACUCUGCACAAAACAGGAGCCAGGGAGCCCCAAAAAGAAGGACAAUGCAUUGCUUCGCUAUCUCCUGGACAGGGAUGAUAACAGCAUCCUGGAUAAAGCAAUCAAGAUAGAACCUGGUGAAGGACUGAAGCUCUCCAGCAUUAAGACUGAGAAACCAGAAACAGGCUUUAACAUGGAGCCACAGACCAAUGAGCUCGAGGACCUGUUGGAUAACCUGCAAAGUGGUGGCCAGGAGCAGCAGCCGCUGUUCCCCAGUCAACCACCGACCAGGGGUGCUGAUCCCUCGUCAUCCUCCUCCUCUUCUGUGCCACCUGCCUCCUCUGUCGACAAACAGACCAUCAUCUCUGACAUUCUGCAGAUGAAAGACAGCGGCAGCCCGCCCACCCAGCACAGACCCUUCCCUCCCAUCGGCCCCGCAACAGGCUUUAAUGGUCCCAGGCCCAGUCAUCCGGUUCAAGGUGGUCCUCCAAUAAGGAGCAUGUCUCUUGACAGCAGCAUGGGCCCCUCCCCUCACACCAACAGGCCUUUCCCUCCUCAGCACAGGAACAGUAGCCCAUACCACUUAAUGCAACAGCAGCAGCAACAAGGCAUGAUGGGACCCCACGCGGGCAUGGCUAACCAAGCUGCAAUGACUAACACAGGAAUGCGUGGCUCCAUGCAGCAAGGUUGGAGUCCCCAGAGGCCCAUGGGGGGCUCUGCAGGCCCAGUAAUGGGCCAGGGAGUUGGACCUGGUCGUAUGGUUCCCAACAUGAAUGCUGCACUCCCUGCAAGAGGCAGUGUUCCAUCUGGAUCCAGAGCCAUGGUUAAUAUGCAGAUGAUGAGCAACGAGAUGGACAUGGCUACGCCUCCUUACCCUCAGCAGCAGGCUCCACCUAAUCAGACUGCUCCUUGGCCAGACCGAAUGAUGAUGGAUCAUUAUGGAAAUCCAAGCAGGCCACCAUACAGUGUCCCCCAGGAGGAUGGCAUGGGGUGUUGCGGCACAGGGUCUGAGGGCCAGCCAGAUGAAGGCGCUCUGCUGAACCAGUUGUGUUCGGUGCUAAAGGACUACGAGGGUCUAGAGGAGAUUGACAAAAUGCUGGGAAUCCCCACAUUGGCAGGACAGGGUCAUCUGCCAGACCAGGACCAGUACCUGGGCUCCUCGGACCCAGCAGCUGGCAUGAAGCCUCCUCUCUACAGUCAACACUAUGCAGGUCAGGCAAGUUAUGGUGGCAUGCCUCCUGAUGGUGGUUAUCACGGCCAAUCUAUGGGAAGCCACAUGGGCGCUCAGAGAAUGCCGCACACAUGUUAUCCCCCAAUGAUGAGAAUGCCUGGAGGUGCAGGGCCGAGGCAGGCUGGCAUACGACCAGGGGGGCCUAAUCCUAUGAUGCCCCCACAGCCCAAUAACCUGAGGCUUCAGCUGCAGCACAGACUCCAGGCUCAGCUGAACCGACAGCCAAUGGUGAACCAGAUGGGUGGAGUCUCCAACAUGAAUCUACCUCUACGGUCUAAUGUACCAAACCAGGGAACCCUCAACUCUGAGAUGAUGGCCCAGCGGCAGCGCGAGUACCUCACCAACCACCUACGUCAACGCCAACAACAGCAGCAGCAGCACAUGCAGCAGCAGCGUGCCAUGAUGAUGCGCACUCAGGGCAUCAACAUGCCACCCAAUAUGCCCACUGGGGGCGCUGCUCCUACGCCAAUGCCCAUGGGCGGGACCAACCCACGGCUCCCGCAGGGCAACCCGCAGCAGUUCCCCUACUCGGCCUCCAGCUACGGUACAGGCCUGCCCUCUCCUCCUCAUCCAAGCUCCUCCAGCCCCUUCUCCUCCCCUCACUCCCCCAGCCAUCAUCUGGCUAGUCAGGGCAUGAUGGGAAAUGUGGGAGGGCAAUACAGAGGUGUAAUGAGUCCGCCAUCACACCACAGUCCCUUCCACUUCAGCAGUGCAGGAAUGAGCCAGCAGCAGCAGCAGCAGCAGCAACACCAGGAUCCAGUGUCCUGUUUUCCAUGCGGGGCCACCACGCCGCAGAGCUCCUUGCUGUCCCCCAGAAUGGGGCAGGGUCAGAGCCCUAUGUUGCAGCAAAACCAAGGUCCACCCCAAACCCAACACCAGGGUCCGAACCAGGGAGGACCUCCCAGCUACCAGCCUAGUGCCGACCUCAACGGAUGGCCUCAGCCUGCCAACAUCACCAGCAGCAACAGCGUCUACCCCCAACAGUCUCAGUCUCACUACUCCACACAACCCGGUGGAGGAAUGUACAGUGGCAACAACAACAUGAACCUUGCCAUGGGCAAUAAUAGCAUGAACCCAAUGUCUGGACAGAUGAGCUCCAUGGCCUCUAUGAAUACAGAACAGGGCAAUGAAAGCAGCCUUAUCCUGGAACAGAUAACAGGGAUUGACAUGCUGACUCAAGAGGGUGAAUCCAAUUCUAAUUUUUGCUGACCCCAGGCUGCAGUUGAGACGAGCAGUGAGGGAAUCCAUGCAAAAACACUGACACCCAUUCAGCUCAGCUCACAGAGACGUAUGAAGGACUUGAUGAGAACACUGCCCCUCUGUCACACCAGGCAACUCAGAGGCUCUAUAGCAUGAGGACAACCGAGACAUGUGCAAACUUCAGGACUACAUUCACAGUGGGUUUAGUCAUUGCUUAACAUUUUAUGCAAGCAAAAGUCUGACAUUACAGGGAAACUGCCAUCUGAACCAUCCUGACAGCAAAUGCCCAACGUGAGGAUAAUCCUGAAAACCCCCAGCUAUUUGUGGUUUUUAGGUUUUCAAUGUAACUUAUUCUUUGAUUGAUAUCAGCUAAUCAACAUGUGGUAUGUAUCUGUAAGCUGUAGUCAAAUCAAACACUGUAUUUACAGUAAUCAAACACUCAAGAGGACUUUUAAAACAGAAUUUUUCUAAAAAAAAUAGUUAAUAAAAGUACUGAAAGGUGUUCUGUGUAGCAUUUUUUAAAAAGUUUUCAAGCUUUGUUUUUCUUAUAGUUUAAAAAGAAGUUUGGAUAAGGAGGUUAUAUCUAGAAAUGAGAAAAUGUGGGUGUGUGUGCGUUUUUGGGGGGAUGCAAAUUUACAAGGAGGGAAAGAAAAGCAACCUUUACAUCUUAAAAUUGAUUUCAAUACCUAUGAUAUUCAGUUUUCCUGAAAUAUCCCCGGAUUUCCUCUACAAUUAAAGCGGAUGUUGUGAGGGUUUCAACAGUAAUAGUAUGUAAUCAGACACCGGUAGCACAUUCAGGGUUCAUUAGGAGAUAUUAUUUGAAUUGCCAUCAAGAAACGAGGUAAACUUCUCCACCUCUAGCAUUUUGCAGCAUGCUUUGUUGAGCUGGAGUUGAAUAGAGCAAGCAACAAACUUAUUCCUUGCACAUUUUGACACUUUAGUUAAAAAAAAAAAAGCAAAUUCAUGCUGUAAUUUUCACUUUUUAUUAUACUUCCUUAAAUUUUGGGCAAGUACUAAACAUGUCCAAAAAGAGAAGAAGCUUGUCUAUAAUGAAAAUGCUACAUAGAGCACCAUUUAAAAAUAGGUAAUUUGCAACUUGCUGAAUUAAAAUUUGUGUGGAGGUUAUUGGUCCCAAGUUGCCCAAGUUAACAUAGUCACACACACAGUGUUUGCUGUUUGAAUGUCCUCUGGUCAGAUCAGUGUAUUACCAGAGUUUUUUCUGAGUCUCUGAGGUAACUAUGAUGGAUUAAGUUUCUUGUGUGUGCGUGUGUGAAACUAAAACAUAAGUGGCAGGAUGAUGAGUAUAAAUGAAGCCUCUGGAUUAUAUCUUUUAUGGUUCGGUUUUGGAGCCUAAGUGAAAAUGACAAUGAGAAGGUUUAUGAAAGAUAUUUUAUGGUUAUUUAUAGUUUUAAAGAAGAUUUAGAGAUUCUUUCUAUGACGAAAAACAAAAGAAAACAAUCAAGAAUAUCAAGAAUAAAAAAAUUCUCUCAAAUGGUACAUGUUGAUGUCGAUUUAAAAUUAAUAUAUUUCAACUGCUGUAGUUACAGGGGACCUGUCUCCCCAUUUAAUGACUUUUUGAAUGAAAGUGAAUGUGUAUAGAUCGUGUACAUAGAUUUUUAAUAUCCUUUUUUGCCCCAAGUGGUAUUGUAAAGCAGCAGCUCGGAGUUUAGUUCAACAAAAAAUGAGAGCAGAAAUAUUUUGUUGGUUAAAUGAGCAUCAGUAGAUGAAGCUAAAGAAGCACUUAAAGUGAAAGUUUGUUCACUUUUCUGCCCUGUUUGCAGGCUAGCCCUUUAGCUUUCCCAGCUACAAAAUCACAAGCUAUUGCUAGAAUCCUGAAGCUAUUUUGACAAACUAGCUAACCUAUUUAGCUUUCCACUUAAGUAGCAAUAAUAAUAAUUUCUUUUUCUAGCUUUAAGAUCUUAGUUUUCAGUAUUUUUGUUUUUCUGGACUAACAAGGGUUUUGGUACAAAAAAAAACAAUUGGCCACUAUUAGCGUUAUAACAUCUUAAAUUAGAAUGGUAUCACGUGGCUAAAUGUUAGCGUUAGCAUUGAAAAUAACGCUAUUGUUAUUUUGAGCACAUUACUUUUUUCAGACCAUUCUUGUCAGAAAUACUUUUCCCCACUGAGAUUUAACCAGUGAGCUUAUUUCUGCCUCUAAUGCAGCUUUGCCUCUAAAUGAAAAGAAAAAUGUGUAAAAGUAGAAAAAGAAAAAAUCUCGAUGCUACUGCAGCUCAUUCUGAAAUGACCCUUCAAGGUCGUGACCUUGUAGCCUGCCAGAAUGUGUCUUGCACUGCAGGUGUGUAGUUGAAUCUUGGGUUGUGCUGAAGGGCAAAUUUAACUGUUUUUUGUGUUGAGUUUCUGUGGUUAAAGCUGUCAUCUUUAAGUCUCCAUACUGUAUGUACUGGUAAACAAUGCAGACAUUUUUUGCGCCAAGGAUAAAUCCUUACGUAAAUGAAGAACUAGAGCUAAAUUACUUUGUCUGUUUCGCAAAGUUAUAAUGUUUUCAAUCUAAAUUUCUAUAGACUGGACUUUUAUUUUCCACUUUGAUUCAAUCACUUUGCAAGGUACUGUUCAUUUAGGUGCUGUUUUGUGCGUGUGAGCUUGUAAUUGUGAACAAAACUGACUUUAACUGGCAACAUGUGUUUCUAGACUUCUUGGUCUGUUUGAUGUGAUCUGAUACUCUAACAACGACAAUAUGAUUGAGAGGGUGCGAAAAUACACACUGUAACACUGAAAUGAAUUUCACUGUAGCGCUUCUCACUUUGUUUCCACAUCAUAACAUUUUAGCCCCCAAAAAUGUUGGUGAACUGAUGAUGAACUGUAAGCCAUGAGUAUUCGAAUGUCACACAUUGAGGGAUGAAUGACCACCUACAGUAACUGCUAAUGUUUGAUUUCCUCGUGUGACGUGAGCCUGCACAGGUGGUCACUCAGAACAAAAUGGUUAUUUAUGGUUGCACUGUACUGGUAUUUAACCUGACUAACAUUGUUUUUGGUUUUAAUGGGUAUUAAGUGUUUUUUUUACAUUUUUAGCACGCCCAGUUAAGCACAUUGAGCUACUGUGGCCCAAGAAUUACUGAAGUAAUUCUAAUGCAGGGCCAUGUUUCUAUUCAAGAAAGGCAUCAUUUCUGCCUUUCAUAGCUGACAUAGUUCAAUAUUUGCCAAUAUUAAAAAAGCAAAACAAAAACCUACUUGUGGAACUGGAUAUUAUUUCGAAUGAUUUGUCGGAAGUGUUAAGUUUCCAUAUGAGUAUCUGUUCACACCGAUCUUACUUUUCAGCAACUUUAUCUUUAACUUCCCCCCCAAAAAGAAAAAUCUCUCGUUGUUUUGAAAUUGUCUCAGCACAAACAGUAGUGUGAGAACGAUUUAGUCUGAAAUUGGGCAAAUUUUAACUUCUGCUUUAUAAGAUCUGACACUUUUCAGUUCUCUGUGCUUGAGAAAUAAUUGGGGUGGAGGCUCAGUGUGAAGAGUUCCCAUCUUGGGGGUUUUACAUAGCACCACCUGUGUUUCAGCUUUACGCACAAAAUGUACAAUUUUACAAAAUGCAUGUUUGUCAGCCUGCAGAUCGGGGUUUGUGUCAGGACUUGUUUUCACCUGCUGUUUGUUUUGUAUUUAAAAUUUGGCUUUCAUUCACUGGUUUAGACAUAGCCACUAAAGACUGCUCGAUAGGAUUUAGCCACUAAAAACUAUUUAGUUAUGUUUGGUUAUUUUUUCAGUUAGCUUUAGAAAAAAGAUUGUGGUUUCUGUUAAAGCGCACCCUUCACAUGUUGGAAGUGACUGGUCAGUGGCCCUGAUGACAUAAAGCCAUGCAUCAGACACCAAAGGACACCUUACCUGUAAAUAAGAGACACCAGCAUAAUUUAAACCCUGGGAAUCAGAACAGGAAUCGAUAACCUCUGUAAUAGAACAGUCAUAUACCAGAUGACAUACAUCAGACAUAUGAAUUUCCCUUUUGGAUAAACUUAUUCUUAUAUAUGAGGGUAAUAUAUGAAAUCUAAGACCCUUUUUUUUUUUUUACCAUUUAACUAAAUUGAGUUUUUUUUGUUCAUUUAAGAUAUUUUAAUAUUUGAUGUGAUUUUACCUUCUUUGUAAUUAUGGCCAUUAUAUUUUUUUCUUUCUUUUUAUUUUGAUUCAAAAGGUUGAGACAGGAUCAACUGGUCUGUUAUGGAUGUAUUUUGUGAUUCUACCAGAAGGUGGCGCCAAAGUCACGUGUUUUAAAUGUACUUACGCGACCGUGGUCAUGCAAGAAACGUCUUACUUCUUGUGGGUUUUAAGUUUUGGGGAUGUUUAAAAGAACCAGUGGAAUAGUAAUCUCUGUCACUGGUAAAAUAACCCCUGAGUAAAGCUUCUGGGUCAACCCUAACACAUUUUUUCCUCCCCUUUCUUCUCUAAUGUCAGUAAAUCGACUCAUUUCCCCUCUAAGAGUCAUUUAAGGAAGUUACUUGCUCUGAUUUUCUUGGGUUCCUUCUUUCCACUUAUGAAAUGUGUCUGACAUCUUGAUAACCACGCAGUGGUAAAUUAGAGCAAAACAGAAGGAGAAUGCAUGUGUCGAAGAAUAUUUUUCUCAUCGCUAUUUGAAGUAUCCUCUCUACUGUGAUUAAACAUCUCAGCUGUGACACAGUCCAGUGCAUACAGUUCAUUAAUUAUUUUCUUAUGUAGAAGUCCGGACGUUCACACAUUUUUAUGCAAGCUGUCGACUCUAAUGUUGCUUUUGCCAAUGCUGCUUGUUAAUUUAUGAUUCAUGCCACUGUAAAUAAAUUAUUUUUACUGAA